Messenger RNA from Frankliniella occidentalis (western flower thrips), 924 nucleotides. RefSeq lists its product as uncharacterized. The record is from RefSeq and is a predicted model, not a curated record. The coding region runs from base 90 to 827 and encodes 245 amino acids. The transcript is spliced from 3 exons. Lineage: Eukaryota; Metazoa; Arthropoda; Insecta; Thysanoptera; Thripidae.
AGACUUUUGCUCGAAAGUCCUGCUGCUAUCUCUUUUGUUGUUGUCACAACUCCUGCACCAAACGUCCUCACAACAAGCCCCCACCGAAUAUGGAUGUGGGUGAUAUCAGCUGGAGUAGAGGCGGCGACAGGCAGAAGGAAAAGGACGCCGUCCUGUUCGACGCUCCAGGGGUGACGCGGCUGGUGGACGUUCGGUGCCAGAGGGACCCCGAGUGGAGCCUCCAGCUGCUCCAGCGCGCCGCGCCCUCCCUGGAGGAGCUGAGUGUGCACCACCCCAGCGAGGCCCACCUGCUCGCGGUGCACGCCAUGCCGCGGCUCAGGAGGCUGCACGUGACGAGUGUUCCUGCCCCGUACAGGGGGAACCCGAACAUACCAGAUUUCGCCAAGCCACCCACAGAAGAACCACGACCGAGACACGCCCUGCAGUGGCUCAGGGUGUGGGGCCUCCCCCGCGUAACGCUGGGGACCCUGCUGCGGGCGCACCGCGAGUCGCUGGAGGAGCUGCAGCUGUCGGUGGGCACGGCGGAGCCGCUGUUGGAGGUGGCGGCUGUAGCGUUGGUGGACAAGAUGAGUAGUUGUAAGGCGGAGCCGCAGCCCUGGUGGCCAUACAACGGUGGCGACCUGCACAUCCAAGUUGUGCGACUUCACGACCAACUGCCACUGCCGUGGCGCGGCCUGCGGGCGCUGCGGAGGCUCGUGCUGGAGAGGAGUUCUGUCUUUCAUGAUGCGGCCCACUGCGUCAGGCAGCUUGCCCAAAUGCGGCCGUUGGUGGACGGGGCCGAGGUGCUGUGCGACAAGUGCGACGGUGUGGCCGGGGAGGAACUGUAGGGGCGGCGAGAGCGACGGCGGCGCCCAGUGAGUGACGGAAAAUUCCGCGAGCAGCGCGCCACGAGACGGGAGGAGGAAGUGGACAGGAACAGUCCAG